AUGCAGCAUGGAACCAGCGCCUCCCAAGUUGUGGUCGUGGCCCACUGGGGAGCCGUGGGCCAGCUCCCCAGGAAGCUGGGAAUCCGUCCACCAGGAAGCAGCAAAUUAGCCCUCCGGGAAACUGGGAAUCCACCUGCAGGGAAGCAGCAAAAUGGCCUGCCGGGAAACCGGGAAUCUGCCUGCCAGGAAGCAGCAGACCAGCCAGCUGGGAGGCAGCGAAGCUCCGCUGGCGAUGCCGCGGGGCACCCCGAGCCCCCACGACCGCGGGGGGACAGCGCCGGGGCACCCAGGUUGCGCGCUGACUCCGCGGAGCCGAGCGGCAGCGGCUGCGGAAGCAACUCGGGCUGCACGGACACGAGCGCUCCGGAGCCCGCGAGGAGCCGGGGGGCUCCCGGCUGCAGGAAGAGCCAAGCAGCGUGGCAGCCCGCGGGACUGGCACUCACCGGGCCCCUUAACCCCCAGAGUUUGCAGCAGCAGUUGGAGGAGGAGGAGGAAGCUGGGGACCGAACAGAGGGAGAGGAUGAACAGCAUGAGGCGCCCCCAAGCGAGGAGCCAGAGCCCAGGAUCCGCGCCGGGCUCCCCGACGGGCUGGUGCUGGACGUGCUGGGCCAGCGGCAUCCACCGCCAGCCAAGAGACACGUCUUCUGUUCGGUGUACUGCGUGGAGAACGACCUGCCGGAGGCCCCCACUACCGAGCAGCUCUCGCCAUCCGCGUCGCCACCUCGGGCUCCAGCGCCGGUGCCUAGUCCUUCCAGCCCCCUCUCCUCCUUCCCUAGCCCCCGGCUGUCCAUUCCAACCGAUCCCCUCUCCCCCGACGGCGGCAGCAUCGAGCUGGAGUUCUACCUGGCAUCCGAACCAUUCUCCGUGCCCAGCCUAUUGGGAGCUCCACCCUACUCUGGCCUGGGCGGGGUAGGGGAUUCCUUUGCGCCCAUCAUGGUGCUGAUGUGCCGGGUGUGCCUGGAAGACAAGCCCAUCAAGCCCUUGCCCUGCUGCAAGAAGGCCGUGUGCGAGGAGUGCCUCAGAGUCUACCUGAGCUCCCAGGUACAACUUGGCCAAGUAGAAAUCAAAUGCCCUAUCACAGAGUGUUUUGAAUUCCUGGAAGAAACAACCGUUAUCUAUAACUUAACGCAUGAAGACUCCAUCAAAUAUAAGUACUUCUUGGAACUUGGCCGUAUUGAUUCCAGCACCAAGCCAUGUCCUCAGUGCAAGCACUUUACAACCUUCAAGAAAAAAGGACAUAUUCCCACCCCUUCCAGAUCAGAAAGCAAAUACAAAAUCCAGUGCCCCACGUGCCAGUUUGUCUGGUGUUUUAAGUGCCACUCUCCUUGGCAUGAAGGUGUCAACUGCAAGGAGUACAAAAAAGGAGAUAAGUUAUUGCGCCACUGGGCCAGCGAAAUUGAGCAUGGGCAGAGGAAUGCCCAGAAGUGUCCAAAGUGCAAGAUCCACAUCCAGAGAACUGAAGGAUGUGACCAUAUGACUUGUUCACAGUGCAACACUAAUUUUUGUUAUCGAUGUGGGGAGAGAUACCGCCAGCUUCGUUUCUUUGGAGACCACACAUCAAACCUCAGUAUAUUUGGAUGCAAAUACCGCUACCUCCCAGAGAGACCUCAUUUAAGGAGAUUAGUUCGAGGGUCAGUCUGUGCUGGAAAAUUAUUCGUUGCACCUCUAAUCCUGGUUUUGGGAUUAGCACUAGGGGCCAUAGCAGUUGUGAUCGGUUUAUUUGUAUUUCCUAUCUAUUGCCUUUGUAAAAAACAGAGAAAACGAUCACGGACAGGUAUGCACUGGUAAAACUCAGAUGAUUUCGUCUGAACUAUGCUGGUCUGGGUAGGAGCUAUGCAGAAUGGUAAACCCAUACGUGAGUCACAUCUUGAAAAUCACUGAGAGGAACCUUCUGCCAUCUUGUCUCCCCAUGGUUCUCUGCAGGCCACAAUGCCUCUAGCUAUGGUGCACUCCCAACAUGGUAUCCUGUCCCUUUCCCUAUACAGAUUGCUGCUUUUAAAGAAAUGGUCACUUUCAUAGACUAUAAGCAUCUGUAUCAUAACUUUGACCUUCUUCAUCGUACUUUGAAGAAAAUAUUUUAAUUAAGAACCAGUUUUCCUCAGAAUUGUUCUGAGCACAUCUCUCCUGAGCAUUGCUUGGACUGUCUUUGAGCCCUGAACCUCCCUCCAUGCCAUCUUAUGACACCUGGUGUGAAUAGCUGAAGUCUCAUCUGUACCAGUAAGCAAGGCCACUUUUCCGAAGAUGAAGGUUCGCCAUAUGCUGUUUUCAUCUGUGGCCCAAGCAGUAGAAUUCAUUCAUCCUUCAGAUGCUAUAAUUGCUAAAGAUCUCAAUGCCCGAAAGGGAACUAAUGAGACUAAAUUAAUGAGAAGAAUCAUGAGUUGCUGAAUAUAUGCUGUAUAUAUGUAUAGGGGUGUGAAUGUGUGUAUAUAUAAAUAUCUAUGUUAAAACUAGGCCAAUAACUUUGUACUUGGCUAGUUCCAUGCCUCUACACUAUUUUUCACAUUUUAAUAGAGCUAUUUAAAGAUGAUGGUUCCUUUGUGGGCAUAGUUUGGUAAUGUACUGAAUUAAAGUCAAUGUACACAACAGGCUAUUUUGAUGUUGGCCCUUUCUAUUUCUUGUUCUCUCUUUUUGCCACACACACACACACACACACACACACACACGAAUUUGUGCAGUGUCACCCAACGAUUAUCAAACUUUGUAUACUGGCAAAACUGAUAGGCUGCUUUUAGGAAAUUCUAAAGACCUGAGCAUUUGAGCUUUUCAGAUUUCUUAUGUAUUGGCAUGCAUGCUUCACUUUAUGAAUAAAUCCUUCUGGUAGAAUUAGUUAAUCCAAAGAGCAAGUUUGGUAUAAGGAGAACUGCUUAAGUCUUCAAACAAAUCCCUACUCUGCUAAAAUUUUUGUCAAGUUGUAAUUACAGAUAAUUCUGCUUUAGGUCAACAUUUUACAUUAUUUAAUACCUACCCUCUUCUCUCUCCUUCUGUCUCUUUCUCUCCCUUUUUUAUUUGUCCUGGAGUUUUUUCAUAAAAGUAAAUACUACUUUUGAAGGACUUUUCUAUGUUUACUGCUCAAAUGCAGUAUGUUCUAUGGGGAGGUAACUUGAAAACAAAAGUUUUUGUGUUCAUGGGUAUAUCUAAUAUAUAAACUGCUUUUGGAGAAGGAAACAAAAAAAUGAAGGAAAUAUUUUUGAGAAGUUUUUCAAAGCUGAGAAGUCUUUUAAAAAAAAAAGAAAAGGUCAAGUAUUUAAACUGAUAUUCCUUUGUUUUCGUCAUGAAAUUUCGUCAGCAGAAAAGAAGAAAAUACCCUUAAAAAGCUUGAAGUUUCCAGUUGUCUCCAAAUCCUUAAAAUUAGCUAUCUGCCAUAGAUGUAGCAUUUAUUUGUCAGCACCCUGGUCCGACUUGAAAUAGGUUAUGUGAUAAAACAUGCAUUAACAUGGAUAGUUUGUCUUUGUUGGGCUCUGGAGUAUAAGAACAUUUGUCAUUUUUGUUUGACCUAAAAAGUCUGUAAUAAUGAAGUUUGCUUGCAUAGAUAACAAGCCAACAAGCUUCCAUUUUUCUGAAUAAUAAUUGGAAUAGUUAUACUACAGCUUCUGGACUAGUUGCCUAUUUCCAGUUAAAGAAGGGUGUGCCAUUUAUAGUUCUGGAAUAGUACAUUUUAAAAAUACAGCAUAAUAUAAGAAAAUGUGAUGCUCUGGUUUUACAAAUUCAUCUUUGCAUUCCUUCAUUCAUCUAUCCAUCCAUCUGUCCAUCUAACAAAUAUUUAUUGAGUGACUCUUCUAGGUACUCUAGUAUAAAGACUGAAUGAGACUUGUAUUUCUAUCGUAAAGUACUUAAUUUUUAUAAAUAUGUCUUUCCUGGACUUAGGCCUUAGUUUGGUGAUAUGUGAAUAUAAUCAAUUCUAGAUUGAGUGAAUACGUAUAUGUAUGUUAUACAUAUGUAUGUAUAGAAAAUAUUUCCAUAACUGCAUAUGAAUAUAUGUGCCACAUACAUAUAUACCAACUGGUUGAAUAAUGUGCUCUCUGGUCUAGAUAAUCUAUUUUCUUAGGUUAUUGUAUCUGUUGUCUUUGGCCUACUCAGGGAUUUUUAUUCCUUUCUUUAAAUAAUUUAUCUUUUGGAGGUAUUUUUAUAUUAUUUAGAAAACUUCCCAAUAUUUUUAUUACAAAGUGGUAUCUGUUAUCAAACAGUGAAGGCUUUCCUUUCAAUGCUUGAGAUAGUGUGCAUUGUGAUGCACAGGUCUUUCAUUUUUCUAUUGCAUAGAUUUUUUUUAAUUAAUGUAUUUUUCUUUUUACAAGUAGACAUAUAUUUGGUCUUUCCCUGCUGAUGGGUUAAAAUAAUUAUUUGCUAGGUUUUUUUUACUAAACUUCAUCAAAAUCUUAAAAAGAAGAAAAUAAAACAGAUUAUUUAUAUGUUAGUGCCAACAUUGAAGGUAAACUAUAAUAGUAACGUUUGGAGUAAAUUCUGAAAACUGCUUUAGGAAAAGAUGCAUGCACAGAAAAUAAUGUCUUUCUAUCCAAAGCUUGUUACUUUGUAUAUGUUUUUAUUCUAUCUAAAUUUAGUACAUACACCUUUAAAAACAUCAAACCAUAGAAUUAUAAAAUACAUAUUCUUCUGCCUAUCCCACCCCUUAUUUGCUAGGGGUAACCACUGUUCAUGGUUUGGUGUAUGUCCUUCCAGACAUUCUGUACAAAUAUACACAUAUUGUAUGUAUGUGUAUAUGUCUGAGUGUGUAUUAGUUUUAUACAGAUAGAAUAAUAAUAUUCUUACUGUCCUGUGACUUAUUGUUCAUUUUAUCGUAUAUCAGUGGACACCUUUCCAUAAGAGUGUAAAUAGAAUUACCUCAUUCUUUUGUAAAUUACUGCAUAUUGCCUUGUUAGGUUGCACCUUUAUUUAAUUAGUCCCUUAUUGAAUGAACGGUGAGUUUUUUUCACUUCUCUGUUACAAACAAAGCUUCAGUGAAGAUCCUUUUACAGAUAUUUUUGUGCUCUUGAGUGAACAUUUCCACAGAUUUUUAAAUUUGGUUUUUAUAAGAUUUUAUAACAAAAUUUUUAAUGCAUUUUCAGUGAGUGAGUUCACAGAAAUAAUGUAAUUGAGAUCCUUCUCUUGGAGGAAAAAAAAGAUUAUAUAGAAAUGCGUAAUUUUUAAAGAAAAGUCUCUUUCGCAGGAUAAUUUUCCCCGUUUGACUAGCCAAAAAAACUCCUUGCCAAAAUUAUAAAAUAAAGUUAAUGUUUCCAAUAAAAAUAAAAUGUUAUGAGAUGUCUAUAAUGAUGUGAGAAAUAUACAUUGAUUUUUAGAUUGCUUAGUUUUAAAACUUGGGGAAUUUAAAUGAAAUAGUCAAGCCAAAAGAUGAUGUUUGUCACAUUUUUAAGACACUAUCCAUGUUCAUGCAUGUUGCUCCACCAAGGAACUUAACUAUGCCAGUGAGCAGCGUAGGAAGCAGUAUGUUGGCAAUUACGAAUACUCAUAAUUAUCCAUAGAAAAUUAAAUUGAACUGUAGGUAAGGCUUGGUGUUUUGUUGGAGUAUUUAAAAAUGCAGAAUAAUGGGAAACAUUUAUUUUACAGUGAAAAUUUCCUAGGAAUUUGUCUAUGAAGUACUAAGAAGAGGAGAGGGAACACACCUUUCACAAGCAAAAUCUUCUUGUCACCACAGGUUGAUUUCCUGAUAGAUGCUAUUGUAUCCUACUAGAAUAGACAGGUAAACAGUCAAAGAUAAUUAAAUACCAGUCAGGUUACAACAUGCUAGCUUUCAUUGUACUUUCUCUGCUUUGGUAUCAGGAUUCAGUGGUACCUGUUAGGAAAUUCUCAGUCCUGUGCCACCCACCAUCUCUCAAGUCCCAAGAUCCCAGGUGAGCCUUUAUCUUCCAAUCCCACUAUCCAAAUAUAUAUCCCCUAUUCCAGUGGGCCAGAGCCCUGGUGGCACAGUGGUUAAGAGCUAUGGCUGCUAACCAGAAAGAUCAGCAGUUCGAAUCCACCAACCACUCCUUGGAAACCCUGUGGGCAGUUCUACUCUGCCCUGUAGCAUCACUGCGAGUCAGAAUCGACUCGACAGCUGUGAGUUUUUUUUUUUAUUCUGGCUCAACAGCAAUGAGUUGUUUUUUGUUUUGUUUUAAUUCCAGUAGGCCAAAAAUACCUACAAAGCACUGUAAUCUUUUUCAGCUCCUGAUGACCUUUCCCAACCUCAUUUUUCUCCACCCCUCUGCUACUCUAGCUCCUCCUCACUAAAACAGAGGAAGAGAGACAGGAAGGGGUGAAAAACUCACUCUGGCAUAUGCAAAGCAUCAGCAUUCCUUCCUGACCAUUGUCAAAUUAGAGUACAUCUGCCAAGUCAUCAAUCUGGCUUCUCCCUUGUGAAACAAACACAGUUGUUUCUACUUUAAACUUUUCAUCCUGCCUGUUAAAUUUAUAAAUAUAAAAAGUUAGUGGCCUAAAUCACAUUAAUUGAUAUACUGUAUUUAGUUCAAAAAUAAGAAAAUUCAUACCAAAAGCUAAUUUUAGAUUUUAGUUUUACAAUAAAACUUGUGAAGUCAGGAACCUGUGUAAGGCAGAAACCUGUCAGAAAAGGAAAACUCAAUUAUUGUCCAUUAAUAGAGAGCAAUAGAAAAGUGGUAAAACUGUGCCCUGUCAAAGGCAGAAAACUUGCGAGACCCAGAAAAACAAGGCAGUCUUGUCAAGUUCCGGCUCUCACAGGUUUCACUGUAUAAGCAAGCUGCACGUAUGCCUUAAUGUGCGUCUUCACAUUCGAUUGUGUGCUUAUCUUUUCAUAUUUGUGGUUAAAAUAUAUCCCAACUAUUUCAGGUAAAUUUUCCCGUGGUCAACUUCAUUUUUUUGUAUUAAUGUCUAUUAUAGAUACAGCCUUAAAAUUCAAUAACGCACUUUAAAAUAUUUGUGCCAUUUAAAUAAUCUGUUGACAAAGUUAAGACAACUGAAAUAUGUAUAUUUCAAUGGAGAAAAUAGAAUAACGAUGUUAUCAAAUAUGUGUCACUUCUUUAAAUUUGGGGGGAAUCGGAAACUAAAAAUUUAAAUGAACAAAACAUUCCUAAAAAUAUAUCGCAGAGUUUCUGAAAUUUUAGUAAUCCUGGAGAUUGGUAUCAGGGGCUCAAACAUAGCAAAUACUGUUUCAUAAAUGUUACCUAAUAACCUAGUUGGGAUAUUUGUUUCAAAUCUUAAGUUAGUUUCUACUGAAAGUUUUAACUGCAUUUUCACAUUUCACAAAACCUACAGAAGUAUUCCUAACUAGAAAGAUGGUAAAUCAAAACUGCUACCAAGCCAGUAUGAACAUAUUUUGUUUGCUCAAGUCAUUGUAAUUUAAUUAUGAUAUUUCUCUCCUACUAUAGAAAAUAAUUUCCAAAAAUCACAUUUUUAGUAUAAAUAUCCACAGUUAUUACUUUGAUAAAUCUGAAAUAAUUUGAUAGAAGCAGUAAAGUAUGGUCUGAACAAAAUCACAGAGUUCCAAAAUCUGGGGAGUAUUCAAGAUUGUGAAGUGUUUCCUUUUGCAUGAAAAUCAGUAAUACAGACCUUUAAGAGAGAAAUGAAGUGGAACCCCUUUGUGACUACCAUUUUGAGGCUAGAACUAAUGGUCAUUUCAUAGCCAACUACCAUGUGUGGAGCUUCUGUUGUACAUCACUGUCAUGAUGCUGGGAAUUUACUUGAUUUCAUCCAAAUCUAUGUAACAGAGAGUCACAAUAAAGUGAGACUUUUGUAAUUGUCUGUUUGAAAGGUUAGCUAAAGCCUUAAUAUAUCAUAUACCUUAUAGAUCCCCAUACAUGUUGCCAAUUUUAGAAACGUAAUUUUUGUUACAAACUGUAUUCUUUUUUUAGCUAAAGAAGUGACUGUUUUGAGAAUAGCAACAUGGAUUUAAAAGGCAAUAAAUUAUUUUUUAAAAUACGCAAAACAUUGCUGCUGCCUUUUUUGGCACUUCCUUUUUUCUUCUAAAAGACAUUUUAAUAGGUGUAUUUAACUCUGUGUCACUUAGAUUGUGCAGAUUUAUUAGCAUAGAAAAUACUUUUCUUUUUCAGUUCUAUGCCACAUUUUUGUCACCCUUCUCCAUCAUUAAUAUUUAAAUGUCUUUCCUACCUUGUGAAGUGAUAUCCACGUUCUUCAACAUUAAUCUGUGUUUUCUCUCAGAUUUCCUGGUUUUCUUUCUUUUUGCCUCCCCAGGCCCCUUCCUAUCUUGGUCAAGCGUGGAAUAAAUUCUCUCUUUCUGAUUCUAAUGAUACGAAAUUCAAACACUGAAAGGAUGCCAUUAUUUAGCUCUGGGAAUGAGCAUAAUUUACUUGGCUUAUCUUACCUGUAAAUUGAAAGACAUCAGGAGUGCCUGGAACACUUCUCCUUGUCCUUGAUAGGUGUUGGAGAACCCUGCCUAGCCCUCCGAUAAGAAGUUAAAUGAAUGUGAAGAUGUCAGCUGAAUCAGAGGGCCUAAUAAUACUCUAAAACUAAGUUUCAGAAAUUGCUUCAUUACAUUAUAAAGUCAAUAGUGUUUACUCGUUAGUUGAACAGAAAGAACUUACGGACAUUCAUCCAAAUUGACCUCAGGUCAUUCAUAAUUCAUCUGGAGUGGCCAAAUAAUAUGGUUUAUGGCCUUUAUUUCAGCAAAAAGUCCUACAGCUUAGACUUGGGGAUAGGUUUAUAUAGUGUAGCAUUUGUAUAUAAAACUCAGCCAUAGAUCAUACUCUUAGAACAUUUUAGACUUUUUUGAUUAUCUAUAGUAGAUCGCAUUGAAUGUAACUGAUAUUAGGCCUAUUCUUGAGAAACCAUUUUUCAUCUGCAAAUGUUUAACUUGUUCAUUGAUAUGAUUUAGAUACAAACCACAUUCAAACUAGUAAACAAAAGAUAUAUUUAGCAUAGUAUACGACACAGAAAAGGUCAAAGGAAUGUCAAACUUGGUUGUUAAAGGGCCCGAGAAAUUGCUGAAAUAAUGUCAUUUCAAGUUCUCACCUGUGGCUUGCAAGCUGUGCUGUCUGUCCGUCAUUGGUUUUUGCAAAUUUGUGAGAUAUUUGCAUCAUACCCCAGCUUGGGAAAUAUUCUCAGUCAUCCAACCAAAUCCUAAAAGUGAAUUUUUUGUUAACAUAUUACUCCCUUUAUGUCCAAAUACAGUUUUUUUUUUGUUUCUUUUAAGUAAAUGCUGUCUAAAUCUUUGAUAUAAAUAUCUAAAUUUCUUUUUCAGUCUAUAGAAAAGUAGCAUUCUUUGUUCCUUUAUAAAGAAAAUUUUAGAUAUAAGUAUCAUGAUUUUUUAUCAGUUGACUACAAGCCCUUUUUCUUACCCACUUCAAAGACAUAAUUUGUUUAAAGUUCCGUAUGGCAACCCCUCAAUAGCUUACUUAUGAUAAUUUGAUCAUUUUCAGCAUAAUAGUAUUGAACUGAUACUUAAAAAAAGUAGAGCAACCUUAUAUUUCAUAUGGAACCUAGAAAUGUUGAUAGGUUUAUAGAUUACCAUUUACCAAUUAUUAAUAUGUAAUACAUAGUAAAUUCUGAGACAUUACAGAAAAUAAUUUUGUGUAAAAGGAACAUAAAAACAGCUGCAUUAAAAUGUUGUUAAAUUAUCGUAACACAUUAUUAAGAAACCACAACAGUUAGUUGCUUAUAUUUUAAGCAAAAUUAGUUAUAAGACACUUCCAUGAAAUAGAUAUAUUUACAUCUAUGUAUACCUACUACAAAACUGUGGGCCAUUAAAUUAUUUCUAUUCUUUUUCCUCAAAGAAUAUAAAAUGCUAAAAAGAAAAAUUCCUGGCUGUUUAAUCUGUGAUUGCUGUAUAUCCAGAAAUUACAACUGCAAGGAAUAAUUGUCAUCUCCUAUUUGAAUUAUCAGAAUAUAUCUCAUUUUAAUUAUAUUCUCAUGAAAAAUAGCAAAUGCAGAGCAAUUUCUUAAUUAUAAAAUGAAUGUUUUUCACCAGUAGUUUGUACCAGAUCUUGUUCAUUGUGUCGUUGUAUUGCAUGUUUUUAGUUUUCUGUAAAAUGUGUAGCCAUUUUCCAAAUAAUAUGUCAUAAUAUUUGUCAUGUUUAAAAUGAGCCUAGUUGAAAAGACUAUUUUCUUUACUUUUUCAAUGAUAUUCAGAAAUAUUUAUGCAAUUUUAUUUUUUAACUUUUUCUAUAUUUUAUAGUAACAUUAUUAACUUUGGUAUCCAGAAAACUAUAUGGAGGAAACCAUUAUGAAUACAUUUUGAGAAAGAGGCAGGUAGAAAUAAAUUAAAAAGUAGACAAUAUUAAUAUUCUUAUGUAGAAUUCCCUGGAAAUGAGUAGGAAAGGAAAAAACAAAUUCUGCUGAGAUGAAAAUAUUGGAAAAUAAGGAAUAUUUAAGACCUUAAUUUCUUAGAUUGUUAAAAGUAAUCAGCCUCUUAUUCCCAACUGACAAUUUCAUGCUGUUGUUUCAGUGAAUUGUGCUUUUAGCAUAGUAUAUAUGUUCCCCUAUCAUUUUGUAUGUAAACAUUACUGAAAAGAAUGGAAGAAAUUAUUGAAUAAAAUCCAGAGAAACUAAGUUCAUUCUCAUUUUCCAAUAGCACUAAUGUAUAGUCCCCUUAGCCUUCCAUAUACCGCUUUGUGUGAUGAGAGUAUUUAACAUUUAUAUAUGUUAUUAGUGCCUUAUUUUUUUCACUUGAUUUUAUUCCUUAUCUAAAGAGCCAUAUAUUUUUUGUGAGUGUUCUCUGGUCCCUCUAUUUAAAUGCUAAUGAAACAGUAUAUCUUUAGGGAUGUAUGUAGACUGCAUUUGCUUCCUUAAUCCACUGUAUUAUCUCUAGAACAUCAGGUUAACCAAUGUUUGUUUUCUUAAAUUCACUUUUCAUUUUAAGUUAAUGUAUAAAAAAAAGGAUACUACACACCAGAAAAUGAAGCCAUUUUCAUCAAAAUUUAUUUCAAAACUGCAAAAAGGAUGCUGAUUAUUACAGUUUAAAGCAACAGUUGAAAUGGCUAUCAGUCUUUAUAGCUCCAGUUAGAACCGAAUUACUUUACAAACAAGCAUUGAAAAUAAAAGUAACUAUAUGAUACUUCAGGAAUUUGACCAAUUCCCUGCAACUUGUCUUUGGCAGUGUUUUAUUCAUAAUAUACUUCCACAUAGAUGCUGGAAUGAUGUUUGCUAUUUACAUGUUGUUAUUCAUUCACAGUGGGCUUUAUCGACAUCAAGCCAUUUUGUACAAUUUAUUAUUAUGCUCUUCUUGGUCAGUGCCUUUUGUUUUAGCUUUAUACAAAAUACUGAUUUUGUUGUAUUCUUUAUGUACCAUAGUAUAUAAUUCAACUUUUCCUGAUGAAUGUAUGAUGAAUAAUUAAACCAUGUGCUUAGAAAAGACAAAGACACAGGUUGUAUAUGCAAAUAUGUAUAAAUAUUUGACAAAAAGAAAAAGAAUCCUGCCAACAGAUAUGUCCUGCUGGACAGGACCUGGAAAUUAACCGAUUUUUUAAGCAGUGAACUUUAAAAAUCUAUUACCUCAGAAUUGUCAGUGGAUGUGUCAGUGUACUGCUGCUUAGAAAAUGCAGUCUCACUUGCUGCUGGCAGUAAAAGCAACCCAGAUGUUAGAACACGAUUUUAGGGACAUGCCUUGCAAAAGGUGGGUACCUUGUGAUAUUUUGGAGUCUAAUUUUGGACUUUUAAUAAUGUCCCUAUGGCCUUUUUUUGUCUGUGUGGUUGGGCUUUUUUAAUUGUUUUUGGUUGGUUGGUUGUUUUAGAAUGGAAGUGGAGUCUUAAUUAUGAAAUAAGAUCUCACUUGGAUAAAAACUGUAAUGGGAAUCAAACUAUUUUGAUUGUCACUGUAUGAACCAUUUUAUUAUAUGGAUUACUGUGGUGUGCUGUUUACUCACAUGAUGUAUUCAAUACAUCAUGCAAUGUUAUCUAGCAAUGCCUAAUAAAAGUUUUAAAAAGAGAAGUCUGUUGUCUUUUUUCCAACAGCUUUGGAGUAG
This is a messenger RNA of Trichechus manatus latirostris (Florida manatee), 11879 nucleotides long. RefSeq names its product ring finger protein 217 (gene RNF217). The record is from RefSeq and is a predicted model, not a curated record. Gene Ontology annotation, cellular component: ubiquitin ligase complex; cytoplasm. Lineage: Eukaryota; Metazoa; Chordata; Mammalia; Sirenia; Trichechidae. Gene Ontology annotation, molecular function: zinc ion binding; ubiquitin conjugating enzyme binding; ubiquitin protein ligase activity. The transcript has 7 exons. Bases 1 to 1788 code for a protein of 595 amino acids. Gene Ontology annotation, biological process: protein polyubiquitination; positive regulation of proteasomal ubiquitin-dependent protein catabolic process; ubiquitin-dependent protein catabolic process.